This is a messenger RNA of Aspergillus puulaauensis, 14271 nucleotides long. RefSeq names its product nonribosomal siderophore peptide synthase SidC (gene sidC). NCBI's taxonomy places the organism in Eukaryota, Fungi, Ascomycota, Eurotiomycetes, Eurotiales, Aspergillaceae. The record is from RefSeq and is a predicted model, not a curated record. The transcript has 2 exons. Gene Ontology annotation, biological process: amino acid activation for nonribosomal peptide biosynthetic process; secondary metabolite biosynthetic process. Gene Ontology annotation, molecular function: phosphopantetheine binding; catalytic activity. The coding region runs from base 1 to 14271 and encodes 4756 amino acids. Gene Ontology annotation, cellular component: cytoplasm.
AUGGCUCGAUCCGUCCGCAAGUACGUCGCCCGCGUCACCAAAGGGCUCACUGGCGUUUUCCAUAGCUCUCGGGAACGCCAAAAUCCUGCUUCUGCACCGGAUGAAACACCCGCGCCCCAGGCUGCUGGGUCGGCCCCGACUGAGGUUCUCCCGGCCACAAAGGUCCCGGCGUUGGACACCGUGGAUGCGUAUGUCGUCGAUAAGCUAGUCGAGGAGGACUCUGUCGGAGCAAGCCAGCGAAUCAAGGUCUCGUGCAGCUCUGAUGUCUGCAACGCGAAGGUGAUCGAUGGCCUUGUCGCUGGUUAUGCGCGUUUCGUCUCUUCCUUGACGGGCCUUGAGGACGUCGCCUUUUGCUCGACUCGUCACUCACCGUUUGUGGGCUCGGAGCCUGUGAAGUCGAUUAUUACUGCCUCUCUUGUGCAUGAUGGCGACCAGAGCAAGCUUGUCUCUCGCGAAGUCGAUGCGAAACAGCACAACGACGAUGAAAUCCAAUUCUACGCUGAGCUGGGGUUCGGUGUUGGGCCUGAAAAUGGCGGACACAGACUCCCCUCUCGCGGAACCGCAUUUAUACUGUUCGUCGAGCCGGACAGAAAGGAGAAUGCCCUCCAUAUCAGCUUCGCAUUCCCGCGACGUCUGAUUCCGAGCGCAGCGGUAGAGCAACUGCUGCGUACGCUCUCACUACAUGUCGCCGAUUCUUCUCCAUUAUUUACCAUUUCAGCGCCAGAGCCUGCAUUAUCAGUUUUGAAUUUCCCCCCAUCUAUGAUACCCCCUACUGCGCAAGUAGAUGGCGCUGAGGGCUCGGCGACAGACUCGCAUCUUCUGCAUGCUGGUUUUGAGAGCUGCGUCCAAAGGACCCCGCAUGCCAUCGCCUUGGAUUUCGUUCAUUCACUUGGAUCUGAGACGACAGCAUCAAAGCAUAGCAUUCUCACUUAUGCCGCCCUCGAUACAGCGGCUUCUAAUCUGGCGGCUCAUAUUAGAUCGCUUUUGGGCACUGACUGUUCCCCUGAACAUAAGGGCAUUAUUCCUGUUAAUAUGCCGACCUCACCUGAACUAUAUAUCUCAUAUCUUGGUAUUCUGAAAUUAGGCCAUGCAUUCUGUCCUGUGCCCCAAGAUGCUCCCGCUCAAAGAAUACAAGAGAUCCUUCGCGACAUUGCUUCUCCUAUCGUUCUCGGCAACACGCCAGAACCCUCAACGGAGUCCCGACGAGAAACCGGGACUGCAUACGAGUCUACACCAACUUGGGUAGAUGUUGCUGAAGUUUCGAAAUGGAAGCAUCUGCAAGGCAACUCGACUCUCGCCUCCGGCGCUGGAACAUCACUGCAGCCCGUACCUCUCGACCAGACCGACACGGCCUACCUGCUAUUCACCAGCGGGUCUACCGGAAAGCCGAAAGGCGUUCAAGUCAGUCAUUUAGCUGCUGCAUGUUCCAUUUCGUCUCACGCCAGCGCGAUUCCCCUCCCUGGAAAGUCUGCUGGAGAUUUCCGCUGGUUCCAGUUCGCAUCGCCUUCUUUCGACCCUUCGUUGAUGGAAAUAUUCGUCACCCUGAGCAGUGGCGGUACUCUCUGCUCUGCUGACCGACGGCUGACUCUGGCCAACCUGGAGGGUACGAUCAAUGAGGCGAGAGCCACAAUCAUGAUGGCUACGCCUAGUUUGGCAUCACUUCUCCGACCCGAGCGCUUGAAUACCCUUGAAGCGCUGUGGUCGAUGGGAGAGAAACUUAACCGCACCGUGAUUGACAAUUUUUCACCGAUCCCAAGCGUGAAUGGGGCUUCAGAUCAGCCCAAGUCGAGAACCUUGGUGAACGCGUAUGGUCCAACCGAAGGAGCCAUCAACUGCACGUUCGUCUCGCCAUUCCAGCGCGACAUGCGUGGAUCCAUUAUUGGAGAGCCCUUGCCCACCUGUGCAAUGUUAGUUCUUUCACCUGAUAGUAAAGACCCCGUACCUGUCCCAACUGGUACCGUUGGAGAACUGGCAAUCGGAGGACCACAGGUGAGCAAAGGCUACCUUAACCGUCCUGAAGAAACAGCCAAGUCGUUCGUCCCCAGUGAGAAGUAUGGGGACCUUUAUCGAACCGGCGACAAGGCACGUAUCGUCUGGGAUAAAAACGGAGCCCAGGUUAUUGAGUAUCUAGGGCGCAUUUCCACGGACCAGGUUAAGAUUAACGGACGCCGCGUGGAGCUUGGGGAAAUUGAAUCCGCGAUUGCAACUGUACCUGGUAUCAUAGAAGUCGUGGCCGUGGUCGUGAAUAGAGACACGAAGUCUGCAGGAAACGAGCAGAUUGUUGCUUGUCUCGUGGCAAACGAUGAUACCGAAGGAGAGAAAGAACGGAUAAUUGAACAGGCCAAGAAGAGCACGGCGCAGCAUCUUAAUUCAUCAAUGUGUCCAUCUGCCUAUAUGUUCUUCGAAUCUUUGCCGCGAUCGAGUUCUGGCAAGGUGAACCGCAAAGCCCUGUCUGCUACACUAGAGGAAGAGAAGAUCAGUAUGCCUGUCGCCAAUGGCCAUACUGCAGACAAGUCAGAUGGCUGGGAGGAUAUCGAUGACGAGGACCUGCGUUCAACACGGCAACUGGUGAUCCGUCUCAUGGCGCAGACGACAGGCGAGGACGCUUCCAUGAUCAAGCCAGGAACAGAAUUGUACUCGAUGGGCUUGGAUAGUCUCGGUGCCAUGCGACUGCUACAAAAGCUGAAGGACAACGGCGUCGAUGGUUUAUCAGUGAGCGAUGUACUACAGUCGCAGACAUCGCAGGAGCUCGUCUCCCUCAUCCACCGCCACCAGACGAGUCUGAAUGUCAAGACAAAUGGUGCACACCCAGAUAACCAGGUGGAUAGCCUCCAGUCAAGUCUCGCGUCAUUCGACCAACGCAAUCGAACGCGCUGUGCAGAAAGUCUCGAGGUCUCAUCUGAUUAUAUCAAAGAAGUGCUGCCCACCACCGCAACCCAGUCUGGCAUGUUGACGAGCUUUCUCCGUAGUUUGGCAGACGAAUCUUUUACAAAGCCAACCUACAUUUACCACACGGUUCUUCCUCUCGAGGCUAACGCCGACAUUGCAAAGCUGAAGGCAGCUUGGGACCAAGUUAUCGCCAAUUAUGACUCUUUCCGCACGCUGUUCUGCAUGGUGGAUGACGAGCUGGCGCCGUUUGCGCAGUGCAUUUUGACACCUGGCAGUGGCCCUAAGAAAGACUGGGAUAGUUAUACGAGUCCAAACGAGAAUGCCUCUGAGGAGGACAUUCUCGAUAAUGCCCUUCGGACUGCCGAAGAGUCCAUCGAUUUGAGCACGCCGCCUUGGAAGCUAUCACUUGUGGAAUCUUCUGGUCGAUCGCUACUGAUACUGAGCAUGUUCCACGGAAUCUUCGACGGCGGGUCCUUGCAGCUUCUGUUGGAAGAUGUGUUUUCAGCCUACUCUGCGAAACCAUUGCCGCAGCGGACGUCCCUGAACCACAUUGUCAAGAAUCACCUCCAGGCAGACCACGCUUCGACAUCGCGUCACUGGAGUCAGUAUCUGCAGGGAUAUGUUCCUGUAGAAUUCCCGUCUGUCACUCCGUACCGCACCCCAACCGACAAGACUUCAGGAUACGUCGAGGUUAGUUCUACUGUCGGCCACGAAACCCUGAAGAAACUGUCGAGGAGUAUCGGUUCAACGCCGCUUUCCGUGCUGCAGGCAGCCUGGGGUGCGAUCUUAUUGAGCUACACAGGCACUCCCGAUCAAGACGUGGUGAUGGGUAGUGUGGUGUCUGGGCGACUAGAUGAGGAUUCUCAGGCGUGCAUUGGUCCGACGUUCACGAUAACGCCGGUGAGAGUUGCCAUCCAGCAGCUCAAGACAGAUUCCGGAAUGUCAAACAAGUUAAUCGCUCGCCACCUAUCGUCGUCUAACGCCAAAGCGCUGUCACAUCUGCAGCCUCAAUUAGGGUCGGUCACAGUCGAUGGCAAAGUCCCGUACGACACGGUUCUUGCAUACCAGGACUUUGGAUCAGAUCGUGCCUCUUCUUCGCUUUGGGGUUCAAUCCAACACCCAGCUAUGGCCAACGACUUUACGGUGAUGGUAGAGGUGGUUCCUGAACCAGACCGUUCACUGACCCUGCGUGCUACCUUUGACAGCAAGUUAGAUUCCGCCGCGGCUGAGAUAAUGUUACGACAGAUGGACGAUGUUGUUCGCUAUAUCCUGGAAGUGCCGACCGGGAAUUUCGAGGACGCUCACUUGCAAGCCCGAUCGGAUCUCAAAUCGAGCGCCAAUCCUAAUCCAAUUACGGCCCCGGAGGUUGCUGAAGGUGCACUUCUACAGUCGCAGUUUGAAGAGCAUGCCGCCUCACAUCCAGAUGAUCUAGCAUUGAUAUUUAAGCAGGACCUGGAUAAUGAAGCAAACCCAGGAAACAUCUCAUGGACGUAUAGCGAGCUCAAUUCAAUGGCUGAGAAUCUUGCGGAGCACUUGCAUCAAGUUUGUGGAGACUUGAUAGAUGCUUCAGUCCCGAUAUGCAUUGAGAAGAGCCCUUCUUUGUAUGUUGCUAUUCUUGGGAUCAUCAAGGCUGGCGGUGCCUGGUGCCCCAUCGACACACUGUCUCCCACCCAACGCCGUCAUGAUCUAAUUGCACGAACGAGUGCCGGAGUUCUGCUUGUUUCCCAGUUGGAUGAGGACCAACCGGAGGGUGCAAUUCCUGCCGGAGUCAAGGUAAUCGACGUCAGCCAGUUCACUCAGAAUGUUACUGUCAGUAAGGAUCAACAGUCGACACGCAGCCGGCCUACCCCUAACAACACAGCCUAUUUGAUCUGGACCAGCGGUACCACAGGUGCCCCGAAGGGAGUCCCGAUCACGCACGCCGCAGCUGUUUCCAGUAUGAAAUCGCUGCAGGCUGAUAUUCCAGGAAAUGCCGACGGUAGCACAGUCCGCUGUUUGCAAUUCUCGCAAUGUACUUUCGACGUGUCGGUUCAGGAUAUCUUCUAUACCUGGGGUAUAGGAGGCGUGCUUAUUGCUGGAACAAGGCAGAUAAUGCUGGAAUCUUUCCCUAAACUCGCGAAUACCACGCAGGCAACACAUGCCCACCUCACCCCUGCCUUUGCAGCUGGCGUUCCCCGCCAGAGCUGCAAGACACUCAACGUAGUGACCAUGAUCGGCGAGAAACUGACGCCGUCUGUAGCGGACGACUGGGGCACGGAUAUGAAAGCCUACAACACAUACGGACCUGCCGAGGUCACGGUUGUCUCAACGAUCCGCGAGUUUGGAAACGAGCACAAGUCAAUAAAAAGCGCAAACAUCGGCUGGCCUAUGGAGACUGUUUCGGUAUUCGUGAUGAAGAACCAACACAUCGUCAUGAAGAACGCCAUCGGCGAAUUGGCACUCGGCGGUCCCCAGCUUUCACCAGGUUACUUGAACCAAAAGGAUGUCACGGAAGCCAAAUACGUCUGGAACGAGGAGGCUGGACAGCGGCUUUACUACACCGGUGACCUGGUGAGAAUGCUUUCUGAUGGUUCGCUUGAGUAUAUCACACGAGUUGAUGACCUGGUCAAGCUUGGUGGAAUUCGAAUUGAGCUUAGUGAGAUCAGCUUUGCUAUCCGUGGCUGCCAUCCUCAUGUUGAGACUAUCGAGACGCUUGUCUUGAGCCGACCUGAUAGACCUACCCAGGUUGUGGUUGCGUUUCUUUCUGCUCCGAAGGCAGCGGCUGAAAACCAUGAUGGAAACCUACUGCUGUUGCAAGACACUGGACGCGACAUCGCCCGUGCCGCGAGCGACCAAGCACGCAAGUCGCUGCCUGAGAAUAUGAUACCGUCUGUGUAUCUGGUCGUCACAAGUAUUCCGAAGACUCCCUCGGCGAAGGUUGACCGUCGGGCAUUGCAAGCUGCGUAUGCAUCUGUGGAUCUCGAGAGGUGGGAAAGUGAAGUUAACCCAGAGGACCCCACGAGUGACCCCGAGGACGAGGUUGAUACCUCUAUAAGCGCACAGAUCAUUGCACUUGUAGCGUCCUUGGUCGGUGUUGAUGCCUCCACGAUCACAAAGUCCAACCGGCUCAGAAGCCUUGGUGUUGAUUCACUACGCGCCACUCGCCUUGCUUUUAGACUCAAGGAGGCGGGCCAACGUAUCUCAGUUAUGGACGUUCUAGCAUGUAUUACGGUUUCCGAUCUUAUCAAGCUAGCCCGGUCAUCGAGUGCCAAAAGUACAGAGUCUGGGAAGUUCGACGUAAAGGCCUUCGAUGAUGCAUGGCACGAAGCAAUUGCCGGCAAGCUGUCUGACGAGUUCACAACAGUACGCGCCACUGCAAUCCAGGAAAGUCUGCUUACUGAGACCAUGGGCACUUACAACAUGUACUGGAGCAAUCACUUCUUCCGACUGGGUCCAAACGUCGAUAUUCCCCGGUUGAGACAGGCCUGGUUUGCCGUCUGCCAGAAGACGGAGGCACUACGAACAGGUUUUAUUCCAGUCGCCGAAGCGCGGAACCAGAAGCCAAGCGAUACACUGAACUUUUCUAUUCUGCAGCUGAUAUACAAGCUUCCUGAUCUAGACUGGGAGUAUCACAAAUGUUCUGAUGAUGAGUGGAUGGAAGUAUUCAGUACCCGGGUCGAGGAUAUCAUGUCUCAACACCAGAAGAACUAUUUCAGGAACCCGCCGUGGGCGGUUACGCUUCUCGACAAGGGCAGUGAAAGGGUCAUGGUGCUUACUUUGCAUCACUCCGUGCACGACGAGCCUUCCCUUCGCUUUAUCAUGGACGAUGUACGCAGCGCAUAUACGUACAAGCCCCCGAUCAGAAACCAACUCAGCGACGCACUUUCGAUUCUGCUUGCCAAUGAGAAUAGAUAUUCGGAGACCGUUGGGUUCUGGCAAUCCGAACUCAAGACAUUUGCCGACCUGGAUACCCCGGUGUGGCCAGAUCUCACAGGAAAGAGACUUCCCCCAGGAGUUACCCCUGAAUACCGAUUAAUAUCUGAGGAGAUCCCUAUGACAGAGUCGGUCUCUAAGGUGCAAUCUGUUGCCGCGAGCAUGGGACUACAGUCUUUUGCCUCCAUAAUCCGCGCCGCGUGGGCUUAUGUUUCACUGUCAUACCUUGGGCUACCGGCUACAGUUUUUGCGGAAACAUUGUCUGACCGAGUAUUUGACCCUUCUCUUGAAAGCACCGUUGGGCCUUUCAUAUCCGUUGUGCCGAUUCCAUUCCAUCCUCAGGGAACUGUUCGGGAGAUCCUUCUGGAGCAGCACAGGGUAUCUGUGCAAUCCUGGAAACACCGCCAUAUUCACGCGCGUGAUAUCCGGAAAGCCCUGAACCUGCCUAGAGGAGAGCCACUAUACCCUGCUGUCUUUAACUUCCAUGGGGAUAAUGAGUUGCCCACGAACCGAUCCUUGCCUGAUAUUUGGGUUGAGCUUGAGGAUCAGAUAGGGUUACAUGUUGAGCACGCAAUGGCUAUGAACGUCUUCCAAACUGCAGACGGGAGUCUCGCACUGGAGGCAUCGUCAGACAGCCGACUAUUCAGUCGAGAGCACUUGCGCCUUUUUGUCCGGCAGAUUGACAGUCUCAUCACCUCCAUGUUAUCAACCCCGGACGAGUCAUUCCCCAGUCUAGUCAGCGGGCUUUCAUCUGACUUGCGCUCGCUAUCGAAUCGAGAGGUUAGCGACGAGGUCACCAACUCGGUCUACCAAGCCCCGACAUACUGGCUAGAGAAGAACGCGGACGCUCACCCCGACUGGACAGCAGUCGAGGUGGCGAGCAGUAUUACAACAGACGGCAUCGAGAAGGAGACAAUGAGCUAUGCCACAUUGAACGGUGAAGCGAACCGCGUGGCUGCCUACUUGGCCUCCUUUGGAUAUAAAAACCGAGUCAUCGGUGUUUGUGCAGGGCGGACGCUGCCUUCCUACAAGGUCAUUAUUGGUAUUUUCAAAUCUGGGAAUACUUACCUCCCCAUCGACGAAAGUCUGCCAGCUGAGCGGAAGGCAUUCCUAAGUGAGGAUGCAGACUGCCCAAUUGUCUUUACCGAGACCAGCUUUUCGGCCUCGUUUGCUGGUGUUCCAGACAGUUGCCGAGUUGAAUGCAUUGACGACCCCGGGCUUCAGAAGUCAAUCGCUGGAAUGUCUUCUGAGAACCGAGAUUAUAAUUCCCAUCCGGAUGAUAACUCGUACCUAUUGUUUACAUCCGGGUCGACUGGAAAGCCGAAGGGUGUGAUGGUGACCAGGGCCAACCUCUCAUCCUUCAUCGAGUCUAUCUCAGAGUUCGCAUGCCAGAUUGCCCCAGCUACAUUGGAGUUAGGAGGCACCGGCAGGUACCUCGCGCAAGCCAACCGCGCUUUUGACCCUCAUUUAUUAGAGAUGUUCUUCCCCUGGCGCCAUGGGAUGGCCACCGCUACAGCACCAAGGCCAAUGAUCCUCGAUGAUAUCGGGACAACUCUGUCGAAGUGGGAUAUCACCCAUGCAAGUUUUGUGCCCUCGCUUGUCGACCAGUCGAACAUUACUCCCGAGCAGUGCCCUACACUUAGAUUCAUGACUGUCGGCGGAGAGAAAAUCACCCAAAAGGUACUUGAUACAUGGGCUUCCGCUCCUAACGUCGCUAUCGUCAAUGCCUACGGUCCUACUGAAGCGACAAUUGGCUGCACAUUCGCCCAUAUCAACAAGAGUACUAACUUGAGAAACAUCGGGCCACCCUUGACUGCCUGUGCAGCCCACGUUCUCAUCCCAGGUACAAUGGAUUAUGCCCUGAGGGGACAAACGGGUGAGCUAUGUUUCAGCGGCGACCUUGUCGCAAAGGGGUAUCUCAAUCGACCAGAUGCAACUGGCUUCCUGACCGGGCCUGACGGCGUCAAGAUGUACCGCACCGGAGAUGUCGGGCGACUGAUGGGCGACGACUCCGUGGAAUAUCUCGGACGCGGUGACGAUCAAACUAAAAUCCGCGGCCAGAGACUUGAACCAGAAGAAGUUUCAGAAGUACUGCGUUCAUCAUCGCCUGUAUCCAUCGAUGUUGUCACAACUGUCGCAAAACACCCCGGGCUCGCCAAAAUCCAGCUUAUUUCGUUUGUGUCUCGAUCACAGCGUGGGAGGAAGCACGAUGAUGUCGCGUUCCUUUAUUCCGACUUCUCUACGCUCGGUCGAGAGCUCCAAGAGAUAUGCCGCAAAAAGCUGCCUGGAUACAUGGUCCCCGAGCUGAUUUUGCCUGUCACGUCUAUCCCUGUUGCAGCGAUGUCUGGGAAGGCAAAUAUGAAAGAACUCAAUCGAAUUUUCGCUGAGCUUCCACUCCAGACCGUUCUACAAGGGAACAAUGCAACCGGGGCAGACACUGCGUCUGAAAGGCCACUGAACCCCGAGGAGGAGGCUGUUGUUAACGAAAUAUGCCAUGUCAUCCCAGUUGAUCCUACCAGCUUCCGGCCCCUGACAAAUAUCUUCGAGAUUGGUCUGGACAGCUUGAGUGCCAUCGGGCUGUCCAUCAGAUUACGCAACAUUGGAUAUGCCGCUACUGUGGCCCUUGUCAUGGGCAAUCCGAUUAUUGAGCAGCUCGCCCGCCUCCCUAGAUCUUCGGGUGCAGAGUCUGGGGUCUCAAAGUUACAAGAGCGAUCCAAGGAAUUGGAAGCCCAAUACCAGGAUCUUCUUUCUCAGAAUAUAAAACUCUCCCAGGUGGCGGUGCUUCGGCCUUGUCUACCUCUACAGGAAGGUUUGGUAGCACGAUCUAUCAACAGUGACAGCGACCAGCUCUAUGUCAACCACGUCACCCUGCAACUUGAGAAGAACGUUGACUCAGAAAGGCUGAAAGCCGCCUGGGAAUUCAUUGGCAACACUAAUGAGAUUCUGAGGACCUCAUUUGUUUCACUGGAGAAGGAGAUUGCUCAAGCUGUUCUUUCAGAGAGUGCUUAUGCAAUUGGGUGGACCGAAUCAGAGUAUGACAGUUUGGAUGAGGCAAUUCAGCAGCAAAAGUCACAGCAGGGACAGAUAUCGCGCGCAAUCAUCUCAGAUAUCUCCAGUGUGCCACCAGUGCGUUUCCACCUUGCCAAAUCCGCAGCCGGCCAGCAUGCACUGGCGUUAUUUAUCUCCAUCCACCAUGCACUAUAUGAUGGAGAAUCGCUUGCAAUGAUGCUAGACGAUGUCGCUAUGCGUUAUCAAGGGAAGGAACUCCCCCAAAGAGGAUUGCCGUCCGCUUUCCUAGAGCAUGCCUGCUUCCAGGACACAGACAAGGCUAAGCAGCACUGGGAGCAAACACUGGCAGGAUGCAAUCCAACAAGCCUACGAUCAGAGACAGAUACUGCAAAGAGUACAGUGUCUGUGCGUCGGAGUCUCAGUGCUAAACUUACCGCGUUGGAAAGUCGGUCGGCAAGUUUCCAGACAACAGUUCCGAACUUGAUGCAAGCGAUUUUCGGUCUUUUGUUGGCUGAUUAUGUCGGUACAUCUGAUGUGACUUAUGGUCUUGUUAUGUCAGGGCGAACUGUAUCAGCUGCAGGUGCGGACUCGGUGCUUCUGCCCUGCAUCACAACUGUACCAGUGCGACUCAAUACAGACGAUCUCAAUAACGUCAGUGACGUGGUGACUGCCGUGCAGAGGUCGACCGUUCGGUCUCUGGAAUUCCAGCAUACACCGUUGAGGAAGAUUCAGCAGUGGUUGAGGUCUGAAGUCCCGCUCUUUGACUCGUUAUUCUCAUACAUCCGCGCCACCGAGUCACCAGAACACAACCUGUGGAAGGAACUGGAGAGCCAUAUGCCAUCAGAAUACCCACUAGCCCUAGAGGUACAGGCCGACAAUACCACUGAUAGCGUGCAACUCGACUGCAUCUUCUCUUCUGAUUUUGGGUCGCAAACGGAUGGAGAGGAGUUCGUCGAGAAGAUAGAUGCGGUACUUACCGAUUUGCUAUCAGGUGGUAGCCUGCCUUUAGAUAGCUUCAACCUUGCGCAAUCACAGGUUUCCGGCUCCCGCAGUUCUGCUACGCAAUGGGAUGACUCGACAUGGUCUGAGUCGGAGACGAGAAUUCGAGAACUUGCAUCCGCCUUUUGUGGGCUGGAGAUUUCUGCUGUGUCCAAGGGUGCUUCGUUUUUGAGCCUGGGCAUUGACUCGGUUACAGCUAUCCAGUUUGCUCGCAAGCUCCGUGAUGAGGGAUUCAAGGCUUCUUCGUCCGAUAUCAUGCGGUUUACAUGUGUCGGCGCCUUGGCAAAGCAUAUUGACGAAGCCUCCUGCAAGCCGCAGGUCAAUGGUGUUAAUGGAGUUAAGCAUGAUAAGAGUGCUACGAUACCAGUUGACACUUAUGGAGAGCAUGUUCCUUGCCUUGGUGACAACGAUUCUGUUGCCUCUAUGUUCAAGUGUACACCACUGCAGUCAGGAAUGAUCACACAGACCAUCAGCUCCGGUGGAAAGGUUUAUGCCAACCCUCACCCGAUCUGCCUGAAUGACUCGGUGGACAUUGACAAACUCAAGUCCGCUUUGAACCAGGUCAUCCAGAAGAACGAAAUCUUACGGACUUCUUUCCACCUUAUCCAGAGUCUCGGCGAGAGUUGGAUUGGUGCAGUGCAUAAUGAUCCUCCAUUUGAAUGGACGGAGGUCUCCCUAUCAUCAACGGCUAACGUGCUGUCCGAGGUCAUGUCUCUCUUCACUUUAGAUGGCGAAAGCUCCUUCCAGACCCCGCCGAUACGCUCUGUACUAGUCCACCAACCCGAGACCAGAGUUCUUGUUAUUGUGAUCCACCAUUCCCUCUACGAUGGUGCCUCUCUCCCCUUUGUCUUCGAGGAUCUUGCAGCAAUCUAUGCGGGCCAAUCCCCAGAAAACCGUCCCCAGUUCUCCGAGAUGGUACCGUACGUGCUGGAAGAACAGGAAAGGUCCUGCGAGUUCUGGUCCAACAAGCUUCAGGGCUACCAGCCCGUCGGAAUCCCUCAACUCCGGGAUACUGCUCCAUCUGCAGAUCGCAUGUUUGCCUCUGAGCACCGAAUUUCCCUCGACCUAGCCAAAAUCACCCAGGCCUGCAAGGAAAUGGAAGUCACAAUCCAAAGCAUUGCACUUCUGGCCUAUGCCAAAGUGUACGCCCAGCUGGUCGGAACACGCGAUGUCGCGUUCGGACAAGUCCUUGCAGGACGGACCCUACCUCAUCCGGAUGCAGAUCGCACACUUGGACCUCUGUUCAACACCGUUGCGCAGAGAGUCACAAUUGAGCCCAAAUUCCUAAGCAACAGGGCUCUUGUACAGCGACUGCAGCAACACACUACAGAGGCACAGGCCCAUCAGCAUGCAUCGUUGCGCACUAUUCAAAACACCCUACGACAAUCCGGGCAACUUGGCUCUUCUCAGCUCUUUGACGCCCUAUUCGUCUUCCAGAAGAGCGCCGCGCUGUCUGAUACCAGCCUGAACAAGCAAGAUAUCUGGGUACCGUUUGAAGCUGAUGAUUAUGUGGUUGACGCUGAGUACAAGCUUAACAUUGAGGUUGACCACGCACCAGACGGGAUUGUCCUCACGGCAACAUCUAACGGCUUGUACAUCGAUCAAGAAAUGCUUGAUAACCUCAUCCGUGGAUUUGAUACCGUCUUCUGCGACAUCGUCGAACAUCCCACGAGAUCCUCGACAACCAUGCCACAAGGGCUCGGAGACCUGCCAUUGAAACGGGACUUGGAGAAGGAUGAAGGCAUUCUUUCUGACAACUCGGAGGCUCCUGAACAUGAGGAUACUAUCAAGUCAGUACUAGCAGAGGUCGCUGGUGUCCCCGUUGAAAACGUCAAACCAACCACGAGCAUUUUCAACCUCGGCCUCGACUCUCUAUCCGCCAUUCGAAUUGCCUCCAUUUGUCGAGGUAAGGGAUUAAAGGCCAGCGUGGGCGACAUCCUCCAGGGAAAUACUGUGCGUGGUAUCAGUGGACGUGUGAAGCCAACCGCAGCGCCCAACGAGCUUUCCCAGGGUGCAUUGAUCAAGGACUAUUCUCGUGUUGAACAGGAGGUUCUUGGAAAGCUCAACUUGAACAGGGACGCCAUCGAAAGCAUUCUACCCUGCUUACCAGGACAAUUCCACCACCUCGCGAGCUGGUUGAAGGCUGACCGAGCACUACUCGAACCGGCCUGGGCUUUCUUCAGCCAAGAGCGUAUUGAUAGUGCAAAGCUUGAGAAAGCAUGGUCUAAUCUUCGCGAACGACACCCGGUCCUACGCACGGUCUUCACGGCCACCUCGCCGUCGGAGGCUGUCCAAGUUGUUUUGAAGGAUGUAACCGGCUCUGAUACAUUCAAGACUGUCGAGUCUACUGAGGGUAUUAGCGAGCUGGCCAAAGCACAGUCUGGCGAAGAAGCCCUACAUCCGUCUUCACUGCUCUCCCCCCCUGUGCGACUGCGACAUCUCAAAGCUGCUGACAACGACGGAAUUCUCAUCAUCAUUCACCACUCUCUCUACGAUGCAUGGUCAAUGCCCAUGCUUGUCUCCGAGCUCAGUAGUCUCUACCGGGAGCAGACCCUAGACGCAAGCCCCGACUUCCCUGCCUUUGUGGACUUCUCGUUCCGCUCUCUUGCUCAGCACGACGAGAAGGCAUACUGGACGUCAGCACUCAGGUCCCCGGCGUCAACAUUCAUCAGAGGCACGAGUGAUACCUCGCAACUUCCAAAACAGAUGUUUAUCGGCUCAUGGGAGAAGGUCAAGAACCUCUCUGUCAUGGAAUCCAAAUGCCGAGCGGCAGGCUUGAGUCUUCAAACAAUUGUUCUCCUCGCCGUUGCUCGCUCCAUUGCUAAAGCCACUGGGGUCGCCAGCCCACUCAUGGGUCUAUACCAGGCAGGACGGUCUGCAGCAUUCAACGAUAUCGAAAAGCUGGCCGGACCCUGUCUGAGUGUUAACCCAUUAGUCGUCCACGACGCCAUUCCCAGCACCAACACUCAAGAACAAAAGCAAGGGAUCAUAAAACAGGCACAGAACAUCCAGGCAGCUCUUGCAGACCGCGUUUCCUAUGAACAAAGCUCCCUCCGUGAUAUCCUAGGCUGGGUUAACCCAGACGGCCCAACAUCACUAUUCAACACCUGGGUCAACCUCCUCUGGAUGCAGAACAACAUCCCACGGGCCCCUGAGCAUCCUCCUAAACAGGAUGACAACCAGGACGAAAACAUCGAGCUCUUCCAGCCGCUCCGCAUUGGCGUGCCCACGGACUUCCUUCCAGCCGAACCGCUACCUGUCGCGACCACACCAAUCGAUGGCCUUGAUACUUCCUUCCUAUCCGAGGAAAAUAUAUUCCUGGAUAUCGGGCCUAAUCAGGCGACAGACAGUAUUGGCUUCGGAGUGCGUGUUGAGGGUGGCUUCCUUUCUGAACAGGAGGUGAGAGAGCUUGUGGAUGGAAUUGCGCUGGAGAUAGAAGGGAUUGUUUCUUGUUUGACGUGA